GACGUCAACAUAGACGAUGAGCGUCGUCUCAAGCUUCCAUCAAUCAUGGAAGAGUUUGAUUCUCGCAAGCCAACGUUGCAACACAGUGAAGCAAAUCAAAUCAACACAUUCUCUAUUCAUCAUCCAUGGCCUCCAUCGAAACACUUACGCAAUUAGCAAACUUCUCACAGCUUUUCUCCAUCUUCCCAAUUUAAACAAACACUUUCACUACGCUUCCUCUAUAUUCGAUUCGAUUGAGAUUCCUAACUCAUUCGUUUACGAUACUAUGAUAAGAAUCUGCUCCAGAAGCUCUCAGCCUCACCUGGGUUUACGAUAUUUUCUAUUAAUGGUGAAGGAAGAAGAAGAAGAUAUAACUCCUAGUUAUCUCACGUUUCAUUUCUUGAUUGUUGCGUGUUUAAAAGCUUGUUUCUUCUCUGUGGGUAAGCAAAUUCAUUGUUGGGUUGUUAAAAAUGGUGUCUUUUUAUCGGAUGGUCAUGUACAGACUGGAGUUUUGAGGAUUUAUGUGGAAGAUAAAUUGUUGUUUGAUGCACGCAAGGUGUUCGAUGAAAUUCCACAACCAGAUGUUGUGAAAUGGGAUGUUUUGAUGAAUGGGUAUGUUAGAUGUGGUUUAGGUUCUGAGGGGUUGGAGGUGUUUAAGGAGAUGUUGGUUAGAGGAAUAGAGCCUGAUGAGUUUUCGGUUACUACAGCAUUAACGGCUUGUGCACAAGUUGGGGCUUUAGCUCAGGGGAAGUGGAUUCAUGAGUUUGUUAAGAAGAAGAGAUGGAUUGAGUCUGAUGUGUUUGUAGGAACGGCUUUGGUUGACAUGUAUGCUAAGUGUGGUUGCAUAGAGACGGCUGUGGAAGUUUUUGAAAAGUUGACUAGAAGGAAUGUCUUCUCAUGGGCAGCCUUAAUUGGAGGAUAUGCGGCUUACGGUUAUGCAAAGAAAGCUACGACGUGUUUGGACCGGAUUGAACGAGAAGAUGGUAUUAAGCCUGAUAGUGUAGUUCUUCUUGGGGUCUUAGCCGCUUGUGCUCAUGGAGGAUUUCUUGAAGAAGGCAGAACAAUGUUAGAAAAUAUGGAAGCUCGAUACGGAAUUACUCCAAAGCAUGAGCACUACAGCUGUAUAGUAGAUUUGAUGUGCAGAGCUGGAAGAUUAGAUGAUGCACUUGAUCUUAUUGAGAAAAUGCCAAUGAAACCGCUUGCAUCUGUUUGGGGUGCUUUACUGAAUGGUUGUCGAACGCACAAGAAUGUUGAACUCGGAGAACUAGCUGUUCAAAAUCUUCUUGACUUGGAGAAAGGAAAUGUGGAGGAAGAGGAAGCAGCUCUUGUUCAACUAUCUAAUAUAUACUUUAGUGUUCAACGAAAUCCCGAGGCAUUUAAAGUUCGUGGGAUGAUAGAGCAGAGAGGGAUAAGAAAGACACCAGGAUGGAGUCUGUUAGAAGUGGAUGGAAUUGUAACCAAAUUUGUUUCGGGAGAUGUGUCACACCCAAACCUGCUGCAAAUUCACACACUGAUUCAUCUCCUAUCUGUUGAUGCGUCGCAGAUUCUCUAGCACUUUCUCAUAGAGUCCUCUUGUUUCUACAGACUCUGCUGCGCACCUGUAACCUGCAAUACACACUGGAGGGUUGUGCAAAGGCUAUGUGGGGAUGGAAAAAAAAAUUACUAUGAGAAUCAAGAGGAGCUUCUGGACAUGGCGCAGUUCUAUACCUUAUAUAUCAAAUGAUAACCUUUGACCCCUCAAAACUUGAACUGGAAACUUAAGGAAGGCCUGAAGACAAUGAUGAACCUCUCACAAGGCCCCCUGAGAGUGGCGUUGCAAAGAAGUGUCAGAUUCAGACUUGAUGGUAUCUAACAUUGAAAGAGAAGUGCAUGGGCAAAAGAAAGGAAAAACUGUAGCUACAUUUCAAAAUAGCAUGGUGUUUGGGCACACCUAUUACCAUCUAGAGAGUAGAGAGAACUGAGACUUUUCGCAUUGAAAAGCUGAAUAUAGAAUGUAACCGGUGAUUCAAAAGGGUGUGUGUCUUUUCUUCGCUCAGGAACAAUGGUUUAACCAGGUACCCGCUUGUCUUUUUUAUCAGUUGCUGUCUUAAGUUAUGUUGUGCUCCUUAGAAAUUUUGUUUGACUUGUAAAAUUUUGAUCUUUAAUAAAUUUAGGAUCUUGUUUAACAGAACACU
Messenger RNA from Arabidopsis thaliana (thale cress), 2153 nucleotides. RefSeq names its product Tetratricopeptide repeat (TPR)-like superfamily protein. The record is from RefSeq and is marked reviewed. The transcript is spliced from 2 exons. Lineage: Eukaryota; Viridiplantae; Streptophyta; Magnoliopsida; Brassicales; Brassicaceae. Gene Ontology annotation, biological process: RNA modification. Gene Ontology annotation, molecular function: RNA binding. The coding region runs from base 17 to 1531 and encodes 504 amino acids.